CACCGGAGUUUCCCAUAGCUGUCGUUGACAAGGGUGACGCGUGAGCUCGGAGGACAUAUUCAAGACGCACAGAAUGACAGGAGGUUACAUCGUCACCGUGGCCUGUAUUCUAGCUGUUGUUACUGCCCAAAGCACAGACCCAUCGGUGUGUCGUAUAAUGGAUAAGUGUGGAGAAUGCCAAGCAGCCGGCCCUCACUGUAAAUGGUGCAGCGACGUGGACUUUAUGAGAACGCGGUGUGACCUAGAGGACAGCCUGGUAGCGGCUGGAUGUCGGACUGUCACAGCUGUUAGGGAGGCCAACUUGCGAAUCACACAGGCUGAACCACUCUCCCCAUCAAGAUUCUUUACACCUCAGAGAGUCACAGCUGAUUUGUUCAAAAAUCAUCCAGUAACUUUCACAGUCAGAGUGAUGAUCCCUGAUAAUUUUCGCAAAAACAGAGUCACACUGCGGACCAAAAACAAACCAUCAAACCUAGCUAUUUCUAUAACGUCACCGUGCCCGGGGUCAAUAGGUUCAGGACCGAGGCUAUCGUGUCCUGUCAGAGGUUCCGGAGACGAGAUGGAGUUCCAGGUACAAUUGACACUGACAGGUUGUGGAGAUGACAGCAACACAAGGAUGCGCCUUAAAGCCUCGGGUAUACGUGGUAAUGUCAGGAUUGAUGUACUGAACCGAUGUACUUGUGCCUGCGAGUUUUACAGUGUCUUCGCCUCGUCGGAACCUGCUGAAUACUGUAGCGACAAUGGAGAGGUUUUGUGUGGAUUGUGCCACUGCUACCCUGGUUAUAACGGUGACCGCUGUCAGUGUCAGAAGAGUCAGUACGAACAGCGGUGCGUGGCUGAGGGGUCGUCAGAUGUUUGUUCAGGACAAGGAGAAUGUGUGUGCGGAUAUUGUCAUUGUAACAAGGUACCAGAGCCAACCCUUGGUGGGGUUGUCCGAUAUUCAGGGCGUUAUUGUGAAUGUGACGACACUGCGUGUCCCGUUACUGAUUUAGGGAUUUGUGGGGGUGUCGAUCACGGUCGGUGCGUGUGCAGCCAGUGUGUGUGUAAAGACGGAUUUACAGGUGCCGCCUGCGAAAUAGCAACAGACAGCGACCCCUGCCUGUCCUCUGAUGGCUCUCUGUGUGCCAAUCACGGAAUGUGUAUUGGUGGACAGUGUGAGUGUGACGGAGUGUGGAUGGGACCAACAUGUGAAGACUGUCCGACAUGUGCCAGUCGCUGCCACAGCCUGAAGAGCUGCGUCCAGUGUACGGCUUUCAGGACUGGCCCCCUUAAUGAGGAGGAAUGUCGUGCACAGUGCACAGCUCUCGGCAUCACCCUGGUGGACAACAUUGACGAAACAAAUGUCGGAAACACUCUGUGUGCUUCCCAAGACGACGACGAUACGAUUAUGAGAUAUGCUUACAUCUACAUCCACGACGGUUCCAUGGUGGUCUUAGUCAACAGAGUAAAGGAGUUACUGGUAUAAAAGCAGAAGACGAACGCACCAGAUUGGCCUACAGGCUUGUGGAUGAAACUAUUGCAGUACAAUAUAUCGACUCUGAAAUGCUUAGAGAAACUGUUAAUAAAGAGCCUUCUUUCUGACCAGCGAAUGUUGACAGUGUAGAAGUGAUAGAAUAAAUGUAUGGUGGUGUAUAUUGUACAAAGUCUUUAAUCUUCAUGUAUUCGUGAGCUAUCGAUGUGAAGUAAGAAAUGGUUUACCACGUGGAGACUAUAACCAAAACGUCAUGUGUAUGUGUAUGGUAAAUUUUAGAGUGUGGGGUGUUCCAUUGGAUACCCAGUCGUCAGUUCUGGGUUUACAAAAAUGUCAAAUCAUCCCACAUUGCAGGUCACGUGCAGGUGUGCUUUAGAUUGUAGAGUGC
This is a messenger RNA of Liolophura sinensis, 1859 nucleotides long. RefSeq names its product integrin beta-1-like. Gene Ontology annotation, molecular function: integrin binding. Lineage: Eukaryota; Metazoa; Mollusca; Polyplacophora; Chitonida; Chitonidae. Gene Ontology annotation, biological process: cell-cell adhesion; integrin-mediated signaling pathway; cell migration. The record is from RefSeq and is a predicted model, not a curated record. Gene Ontology annotation, cellular component: integrin complex; focal adhesion; cell surface. The transcript is spliced from 18 exons. The coding region runs from base 74 to 1465 and encodes 463 amino acids.